UUAUGACGGGCCCGGUGCUGAAGGGCAGGGAACAACUGAUGGUGCUACUUUGAACUGCUUUUCUUUUCUCCUUUUUGCACAAAGAGUCUCAUGUCUGAUAUUUAGACAUGAUGAGCUUUGUGCAAAAGGGGACCUGGUUACUUCUCGCUCUGCUUCAUCCCACUGUUAUUUUGGCACAACAGGAAGCUGUUGAAGGAGGGUGCUCCCAUCUUGGUCAGUCCUAUGCGGAUAGAGAUGUCUGGAAACCAGAACCAUGCCAAAUAUGCGUCUGUGACUCAGGAUCUGUUCUCUGCGAUGACAUAAUAUGUGAUGAUCAAGAAUUAGACUGCCCUAACCCAGAAAUCCCAUUUGGAGAAUGUUGUGCAGUUUGCCCACAGCCUCCAACUGCUCCUACUCGCCCUCCUAAUGGUCAAGGACCUCAAGGCCCCAAGGGAGAUCCAGGCCCUCCUGGUAUUCCUGGGAGAAAUGGUGACCCCGGUAUUCCAGGACAACCAGGUUCCCCUGGUUCUCCUGGCCCCCCUGGAAUCUGUGAAUCAUGCCCUACUGGUCCUCAGAACUAUUCUCCCCAGUUUGAUUCAUAUGAUGUCAAGGCUGGAACAGGAAUAGGAGGACUCGCUGGCUAUCCUGGACCAGCUGGCCCCCCAGGCCCCCCUGGUCCCCCUGGCACAGUUGGUCAUCCUGGCUCCCCUGGUUCCCCAGGAUACCAAGGUCCCCCUGGUGAACCUGGGCAAGCUGGUCCUUCAGGCCCUCCAGGACCUCCUGGUGCUAUAGGUCCAUCUGGUCCUGCCGGAAAAGAUGGAGAGUCAGGAAGACCCGGGCGACCUGGAGAGAGAGGACUGCCUGGACCUCCAGGUAUCAAAGGUCCAGCUGGCAUGCCUGGCUUCCCUGGUAUGAAAGGACACAGAGGCUUUGAUGGACGAAAUGGAGAAAAGGGUGAAACAGGUGCUCCUGGAUUAAAGGUUUCAUAA
Molecule: messenger RNA, 968 nt
Organism: Galeopterus variegatus (Sunda flying lemur)
Lineage: Eukaryota; Metazoa; Chordata; Mammalia; Dermoptera; Cynocephalidae
Product: collagen alpha-1(III) chain-like
Exons: 12
Coding region: 108-968 (286 amino acids)
Molecular function (GO): protein binding
Source: RefSeq, a predicted model, not a curated record